GAAAAAGUUUUAGGUUGUUUACAAAUUGCUGUUGCAGAAUAUAUCGUUUAUGCAAUUCGAAAAAUAUAGAAAAUAGCAAUGAAAGAAAAAAACUAAAGGUAUUUUUAUUUUUAUUUGAUAUAAAUAAUAUUUUGUUUUUAAAAAAGGUAUUCGUCGGAAAACGAGAAUUAAUAUAAUAGGUCAUUCUCUUGGUGGUACGCUUCCUCGUUUUUCCCUUCGAUUUUGGCCAGAUAUUCGAUCAAUGAUAAAUCAUUUAAUUGCAUUUGGACCAACAAAUCGUGAAACAAUAAUGGCUGAUGCAGCGUGCAGUGUUGUUCGAUGUCCUAUUGCUGUUAUUCAACAACGAAUAAAUUCUUCAUUUCUUUAUGCAUUAAAUUCUUAUAAAGAAACAUUUCCUCCAAUUAAAUAUACAAAUAUAUCAUCAGAAUUUGAUGAACUUGUUCGACCACUUAAUAGUAGUGAAAUAAAUGCUCAAUGUGUUAAAAAUAUUUCUAUUCAAGAUAUUUGUCGAUUAAGAAUAUUUGCUGAACAUCUUGCAGCUGGAAUUUAUGAUUAUUGUGGUUAUAUAUUAACAAUGAAUGCAUUAAAUUCACAAUCAUUUUAA
Molecule: messenger RNA, 604 nt
Organism: Rotaria sordida
Lineage: Eukaryota; Metazoa; Rotifera; Eurotatoria; Philodinida; Philodinidae
Source: the annotation of a GenBank genome assembly